Molecule: messenger RNA, 1431 nt
Organism: Geosmithia morbida
Lineage: Eukaryota; Fungi; Ascomycota; Sordariomycetes; Hypocreales; Bionectriaceae
Product: ammonium transporter, Amt family
Exons: 3
Coding region: 1-1431 (476 amino acids)
Biological process (GO): ammonium transmembrane transport
Cellular component (GO): plasma membrane
Molecular function (GO): ammonium channel activity
Source: RefSeq, a predicted model, not a curated record
AUGUCCACCGAAUACAACGGCACGACGACAAGUGCCAGCUAUGGCGACGAUACGGGAGCCAACGACCUUAAUGUCUUUUACGACACCGGUCACCUGUGCUUCCUAUUCAUCUGCUCAGGUCUCGUCAUGCUGAUGAUUCCUGGCGUCGGUCUCUUCUACAGUGGUCUUGCGCGUCGCAAGUCUGCCCUGGAGCUGCUCCUCCUGUCCAUGAUGAGCGUGGGCGUUGUCGGCUUCCAGUGGUACUUCUGGGGCUACUCGCUGACCUUCUCCCGUACCGGCGGUUCCUUUCUUGGCGACCUGACUAUGUUCGGUCUGAUGGACACCAUGGCCCAGCCCAACGGUUCCGACUACCUUCCUGAUAUCCUCUUCUGCCUGUACCAGGGCAUGUUCGCCUCCAUCACGCCCGCCCUCGCCAUCGGCGCCGUUGCCGACCGUGGCCGCAUCCUCCCCGCCCUCGUCUUCAUCUUCAUCUGGACGACCGUCGUGUACGACCCGAUUGCCUACUGGACCUGGAACGCCAACGGUUGGCUCUUCAAACUCGGUUCCCUCGACUUCGCCGGCGGCGGCCCCGUCCAUAUUGCUUCGGGCACCUGCGCCCUGGCAUACAGCGUAAUGCUCGGAAAGCGAGUCGGAUACUCCAAGACAGGUGGCAUGCCCUAUCGCCCCCACAACGUCACCAACGUCGUCAUCGGCACCGUCUUCCUCUGGGUCGGCUGGUUCGGUUUCAACGGUGGCUCUGCCCUGGGCAUGAACAUCCGCGCCAUCCUAGCCACCUACAACACCCAGCUCGCUGCCUGCGUCGGUGCUCUCUCCUGGACGCUCCUCGAUUACCGCCUUGAGCGUAAGUGGAGCACCAUCGGUUUCUGCUCCGGUGCCAUCUCCGGUCUCGUCGCCAUCACGCCGGCUGCCGGCUUCGUCACCACCUGGGGCGCUCUGGUUAUCGGUAUCGUUGGUGGUAUUUGCUGCAAUUUUGCUACAAAGCUAAAGUUCCUUAUCGGUGUCGAUGAGUCUCUCGAUAUCUUUGCCGUCCACGGCAUCGGUGGCAUGGUUGGGAACAUUUGCACUGGCGUCUUUGCUGCUUCUUGGGUCGUCGAUCUUGACGGCUCUAGCAACGAGCCUCUCGGCUGGAUCGAGCACCACUGGGUCCAGGUCGGCUACCAGUUCGCUGGUACUGUCAGCUGCUUCGCCUGGUCCUUUGUCCUGACCUGCAUCAUCCUCUUCCUCCUCAAUCUCGUCCCCGGCCUGUCCCUUCGCGCCACUGCUGAGGAGGAGGAGCUCGGCAUGGACGACGUCCAGCUUGGCGAGUUCGCCUACGACUAUGUCGAGCUCACCCGCCACGUCUCCGACUCAGCCAGUUCCGUCAACGGCCACGGUGUACUCAGCAACGGCAGCGCCAUGGCCAGCCACGAGAAGGUCCCCCAGACUGUCUAG